Molecule: messenger RNA, 7471 nt
Organism: Malus domestica (apple)
Lineage: Eukaryota; Viridiplantae; Streptophyta; Magnoliopsida; Rosales; Rosaceae
Source: RefSeq, a predicted model, not a curated record
AACACACACUCUCUCUUUCUCACUCUUUCAUCUUCUCUCUCUUCGUGCAAGUCUUUCUCACUCUUCGCCUGUAGCUUCGUUGAUUUCGCCGGAACCCUAAUUCUAUCCGCCGGGAACUCGAAGACUCCGAUGACCGUACAAUUGGGGAACAGUUGAGAGAUCAAAGGGGCUGGAUUUCUUCACCGGAUGGAGGGAGGGAUACACCCAUGGAUUAUGAUGACAAUGAUCUUCAAAGCCACAAUGUUCAUUUAGCUGGUGAAGGGAGUACUAAUUGUCCUCCAGUUUUACAGCCAUAUGCUCUUCCCAAGUUUGAUUUUGAUGAUAGCCUUCAAGGGCAUUUGAGGUUUGAUAGUUUGGUUGAAACCGAGGUUUUUCUGGGCAUAGAGAGUAGCGAACCUAACCACUGGAUUGAGGAUUUCUCUCGUGGGAGUAGUGGGAUAGAGUUUAGUUCCACUGCAGUAGAAUCUUGCUCUAUAUCAAGGCGCAACAAUGUUUGGUCUGAGGCGACUUCCUCAGAAUCUGUUGAAAUGCUAUUAAAAUCUGUUGGGCAGGAAGAAAUUAUCCCCUCUGAGACAAUUUUUGAGGAAUCAGAUGCCUGUAAGGAACUGAAUUGCUUAACUGAGCAGAUGGAGCCUAACCUGGAUAAUGAUCAUAAGAUUCUUUCUCAAACGGGGAAUGUUACAGUUCUACAGCCUACAUUACAGCAGGGGGAGACUUCCAAAAACCUUUCUAGCUUAAAGGAUGUAGGAGUAGAUCAGCUUUGUGCUGAUGAUUCACAAACCCGUGAAGGUAAAUUAUUAGUUGAUGGAAAUUCAAAUAACUUGGAACCAAAUGAUCUUAGUGGAAAGGACACCCCGCAUGUAAGUGAAGGGAGUCCUUUUGCUGAUGGGAAAUGCAAAGGUGUAAAUCAGAUGGAAUUGGAAUAUGUGGUUGAUGAACCUCCAGAUAAAAAAGAAGAUUCCUCUGCUUCAGGAAUGCAAGUUGAUUAUAUGAUAUCUGUGCAAAAUAUUAAUACAAGUGAUGAGUUGAGUAACAAAGAUGUCCAAGAUAAUUUAAAAGAUAUCACUGAAGAGAAUCCAGACGGUCAUGUGUUGAGCAUAGAGGCUCAACCUGUGAAUGAAAAAGUAGUUGAAAAGGCUACCUGUUAUUUGGAAAACCCUCAUUGUUCAUCGUUUGAGGUGGAGUCUGUGGAACGAGGAAUUGCUAAUCAAGAAAAUGUUAUUAGUGUGGAGGAACCGUUGGAUAUGAUACUGCAAGAAGAUUCUGACUUACAUGCCCUGGGUGAAUGCAGUGACAGGGAAAUCUCUGGAGUUGAUGCUGACACCAACAAAUGUGAAAAUGUGGUCUUGUUUAAAGGCAUAGAUACUGGUGGUGAUCAAUCAGAACCAACCACACAGAGCUUAUCACCUAGGGCCUAUGAAAAUAAGACUAGCUGUGCAGUUGAGCCUAGCAACAAAAAUGCUGAAAUUUCUUCAAGUCUAGAUCCUAUACUGAAAGGGGAUUCUGACUUACAUAUGCCGGAUGGAUUCGGUGACAGGGGGUGCUCUGAGGUUCCUGCGGUGACCAACAAAUGUGAAGAUGCAGUCUUGCUUAAAGAUACGGGUACUGGUGGUGAUCAUUUUAAAUUGAACACACAUGAUGUAUCACCAAUGGUUAACAGAGGCGAUGAUAGGUAUGCAGUUGAGGUCACCAACAGCAAUGCUGGUAUUUCUUCAACUCUAGAUCCUAAACUGAAGGUGGAUUCUCAAUGGAGUAGCUCCAAGGAGAAUGCAUUAGAAAGUGGUUUCCAACCAGAUAGUGGGACUUUGGUCAGAACAUCCGAGGCUUCGAUUGAGGAAAAUGAUGUCUCUAAGGAUGGAAGUAAUGAAAAUAGGGAAGUUCAUUGUAACUUGACUGCAACAUCUUCUUCAGCUGAAGUAUUUAGUGAAGCAUAUGUAACUGGAUCUUCUAAAAGUCCUCGUGAUGCUUUUGGAAUUUCUAGAGAGAAAUUGAAUGCUCACGGACAUGUAUCACUCUCUAUUCUUGAGGAGUCAACUCAAAUGUGUGAUGAUAAUAAAGUUUACGGGGAAGGCGAUGUUGGUGAUGGACCAGAUGGUAACCUGGAUCUCCCUUCCAGUAAAAAGGAUAGGAUACAAUUGCUCAAUGAUUCGAAUGGUAAAGAUUUGAAGUUUGAUGGAUCUGUUGUUAAGGGAUCUGGAUCCUCGCCAUUGUGUGAAGGUAGCACAGAUAAAGAGCUGAUUGUUCCAAUCCUAACACAUGAAACUGAUGGUAAUGAACCAGCGGCCAACCUUUCCCUGGAAAAUUCGAAUUUGGCUUCUUGUGGCACCACGAAUGCUGCUCCCUUGUCUUCAGGAAAUGGUGUAGCCAGCGAUAUUGUUAGCCACUCAGAGGUUCAAGCAGCGCCUUCUUCUGCUGCAGGAUCACACUGUGACAAAAAAGAAGAAACUGCCAACGAAAUGACUAAAGAUGCAAGUUUUUCAUGUGUAGUGCCACCUCCUUCUGUAGAAACUGGGCUAGUUUCUGUUUCCGAAGCGGAAAAAGGUGUUUCUGGACAGUCGUUGUGCAAAACAGUUGAUCAGUCUCUGCCUGUUACAGACAGUUGCAAUAAAGAGUGCCAAAAUGAACCACAAAAUGCAGUUGUUAAUGAAGUUAGCAAGAGAAACACAAAUGAGAGGGAAGUUGCUUCAGAUCAGUGUGAAUCUUCUGCAAAAGAGGGUGGUGGUGCUGAAGCUAUUGUCUUUGGAAAACAGGAUGGCUCAACCAUAAAAGAGAGUUCUGAAAGGGCAUCUGCAAAUGUAACAGAACCAAUUAUGGAUUCUGACACGCGGACUGGGCCUUCAACAUUGGUAGAAGUGUGUGGUGGUACUGCUAAAAAUGUAAUGAAAGACACUGACACUUCUGAAGUAUCUCAGGAUAAGACUUCUGCAGAGGCUAUUAUGCCCAGCAUUAAUUGUGACACUUCUAUGAUUUGUGAAGCUUCUAUUUGUUCUGCUUCUUUGCCUGAAUCUCAUGCUAGGUUUGUUGCGCCAGAAAGUGAUUUAAGUUCUGUUGGUCCAAACAAAACUGAUUGUGGUCCAACAAAGGUUGUUGAAACAAUUGAGCUUUCUGAGACUAAGCAUGAUUCAGGUGAUAUCAAGGGGCCGAAAAUUCUGAGUGCCCCAAUUUUGGACAGUGUUAGGGAUGGUGACAAUCAUUCUCCUAAUUCCUGGAAUCCAAAAGGAAAUGAUGCCUCUAAGGAUUUGAGAAAUGGCACUUCGGAUGUGAGUUUAUUUACAGAUUUGCCGAAAGGGGAAGCUGCCAACAACUUGCAGCCCGUUCCUGCUAUUAUACCUCCCAGAUUAGCAGAGGUGUCUAUUCAAAAUUCUGGUUCAGGCCAGCUGGAUGCAAAAAUCUCACAAGUUGCACAGGGUGCUUCCAAGGGUACCCCUGAACGGAAAACAAGGCGAGCAUCUAGCAAGGCAACAGGUAAACAGAGUGCUAAGAAGAGAAGUGUGCAAGCAAGAGGGGACAGAUCGAGCAGUGUGUCCCAAAACCAAUCUGGAAUUUUCCAGCUUGUGCCACCUAGUGAGACAAAGGCCUAUGGGCAUGUGGAUGGUUCUGUAAAACCCUUUUCUGUUCUUACUACUUCCACAUCUAGUUUGCCAGAUCUAAAUACUUCUGCUCCACCAUCUGUAAUAUUUCAACAGCCGUUCACUGACUUGCAGCAAGUGCAAUUACGCGCUCAGAUCUUUGUUUAUGGUGCUUUAAUUCAAGGAAUAGCACCUGAAGAAGCUUAUAUGGUGUCAGCAUUUGGGGGACAUGAUGGUGGAGGGGGCAUGUGGGAGAAUGCCUGGCGGGUGUCCAUAGAGAGGCUACACAGCCAAAAGUCUAGUCCGGUUAAUCCAGAAACCCCUUUGCAAUCACGUUCUGACCUGAGGUUUACAGGUUCUAGGGCUCCUGACCAAGUAAUUAAACAUGGUGCAUUCCAGAGUAAAAGUAUUCCCUCACCUCUUGGUCGACCCAGCUCGAAGGGCACUCCACCAACGGGUAGCCCAAUGAUACCUAUUUCAUCACCGCUUUGGAGUAUUUCUACCCCUGUUUGUGAGGGCCUGCAAUAUAAUUAUCAGCAGGCACUCAAUCCAUUGCAUCCUUUCCAAACACCACCAAUAGGGAACAUAUUUGGGGGCCAUAAUGCUACGUGGAUUCCUCAGGCCUCCUUUCGGGGUCCCUGGCUUGCUUCUUCACAGUCUUCUGCAGCUCAAGCCAGUAACCUUUUUUCAGCAUUUCCUAGUACAGAAGCAGUGCAGUUGACUCCUGUAAAAGAAACAUCUCUGCCACAAUUGCCUAGUAUGAAGCAUGUUUCCUCUGGUCCUUCUGCUCAGACUGGGGCCCCAACUAGUACUUUUGCAGGGGCGUCUGCAGUGUUUGACCCCAAAAAGGUGUUAGCAUCACAGGGCCAGCAUUCUGCUGACCCUAAGCCUAGAAAAAGAAAAAAGACUUCAGCUUCCAAGGAUCAUGUUCAGGUUACUAUGCAAGCUCAAUCUCAACCCGAGUCAGCUUUAACACUUGCUGGUAGUAGUAGUCUGUCUACAUCUGUUGCCAUCUCAACCCCAAGUACCAUUGUGUCUAAGACCAUGCCAGAGAAAUUGAUUAUGUCUGUGUUUCAGAUGCCUUCCACUGGUCACCUCAAAAAAGCAGAUCAGGAUUUGGAGCAGAGGGCAACUUUAUCAGAGGAGACUCUUAGUAAAGUUAAGGAGGCCAGGCAACAGGCAGAAGAAGCUGCUGCUUAUGCUGCUGCAGCUGUUAGUCACAGCCAAGAAAUUUGGGAUCAUUCGGAUAAGCAAAAAAAUUCCAGAUUGAUAUUAGACGUCGAAGCUAAGUUGGCAUCUGCUGCUGCAGCUGUAGCUGCCGCGGCUGCUGUUGCGAAGGCAGCAGCUGCAGCUGCCAAUGUUGCAUCAAAUGCUGCAUUACAAGCAAAAUUGAUGGCUGAAGAAGCCUUGGUUUCAUAUAAUGAUGGGAAUGCAAGCCAAAGUCCUGUGCCCAUUUUAAGGGGUGAAGAUGGAACAAAUAGUUCAACUUCGAUCCUUGUUGCAGCUAGGGAGGCUGUUAGAAGGAGAGUUGAAGUUGCAUCUGCAGCCUCAAAGCGAGCUGAAAAUAUGGAUGCUAUUGUAAAAGCUGCUGAGCUGGCAGCAGAAGCUGUAUCACAAGCUGGAAUAAUUGUUGCUAUGGGUGAUCCUUUGCCAUUGAGUCAGUUAGUAGAAGCUGGUCCAGAGGGUUAUUGGAAAGUACCUCAAGUUUCUUCAGGACUGGUUAUGAAAUCCAGUGGCAUGUCAAGAGAACAGUCAAAUUUAGUUACUGUUGGAGAAGAUGCUGAUACUUCUGCUAGGGGUUCUAAAGAUAGACAAUCAGAUAAGCAUGAAGCACAGCUGACUGCACAUGAGAAGUCACCUAUUCUGAGAGAGGUAAAUAAGGAAUCAAUGGAUGAUCAAUUGAGGCGGGGUGUAGGAACCACGGGGUUUGAUACAGUCAUUGAAAAGGGGUCAAUAGGACCAAAAGGCCGCAAUGUUUCUGAGAUCAUAUCACACUCUGCUUUGAUUACUGUCGAGAAUGAUUUUGAAAAGGAAGCAGAAGCAUCUGAAGAAAGCAGCAUCAAGGAGGGUUCUCUAGUAGAGGUUCUCAAAGAUGGGGCUGGAUUUGGAGAAGCCUGGUUUACUGCUAAGGUAUUGUGUUUGCAGGAUGGAAAAGCCUGUGUGUGUACACUGAGCUUCAGUCAGAUGAAGGAGUUUGUUUGGUUGGAUGCAUUUUGGAAACUGCAGGAAUGGGUGGCACUUGAAGGUGAAGAAGAUAAGCCACCAAAGAUACGAAUUGCCCGCCCUGUUACUGCUUUGGGACACGACGGAACAAGGAAAAGGCGCAGAGCAGCGAUGGCAGAUUAUACUUGGUCUGUUGGAGAUAAAGUUGAUGCAUGGAUACAGGAGAGCUGGUGGGAAGGAGUUGUCACUGAGAAAAACAAGAAAGAUGAAACUAUAUUAACUGUCCACUUUCCAGCUCAAGGGGAAAAGUCAGUUGUUAAAGCUUGGCAUCUUCGGCCUUCUCUCAUUUGGAAGGAUGGCAAAUGGGUUGAAUGGUUUAGUGUGCGAAAUGACACCUCCUUCCUUGAGGGUGAUAUGCCUCAGGAAAAGCGACCCAAAUUGGGCAGUCCUGCAGUGGAAGGCAAAGCGAAGGAUAGCACAUCAAAAGGCAUUGAUGUUGUUGACUCAGGGAAACCUGUAGACCCAAGGGUACUGAAUUUAUCUGCAAAUGAAAAGGUAUUUAAUAUGGGUACGAAUACCAGAACUGAGAAUAAGCUUGAUGCAACCAGAACAAUUCGAACAGGGUUGCAGAAGGAAGGAUCAAGGGGGGUUGUUUUUGGUAUUCCCAAGCCUGGAAAGAAGAGAAAAUUCAUGGAAGUUAGCAAACAUUAUGUGGAAAAUGAGAGUAACAAGACUAAUGAAACUAGUGAUUCGGUGAAAUUUCCGAAAUACUUGAUGCCUCAAGGAUCCCGUGGAUUGAAAAAUACAUCUAAAAUUGACAAGAGGGAAAAACAAGUGGCAGAAUCCAAGCUAAAGGGUCUGAGAUCUGGAAAGCUGCAAAGUUUGUCAGGUAAAUCUGCCGCACAGAAGGACAACCUCUUAACAGAUGCACGCAGUGCCUCUGAUGGUUCAAGUGAAAUGGACAAUACAGGAAAGAUCAAAGAUUCUGUAAACCGUGCCGAGGGUUUAUCCGGAAAGCAUACCCUAUCACAAACAACACAGGGCCAAAUUGAAUUUUCUUCACUAGCUCCAUCAUCUGAUUCUUCAUUUAAGAAAGUCUCCACUUUAACUGCUAAAUCUCGGGCAAACAAAGGAAAACUUGCACCUGCUGGUGGAAGGUUGGGUAAAAUUGAGGAGGGCAAAGUGUUUAGCGGAAAUCCAGCAAAGUCGACUGCUGAAGUUGUUGAGCCUCGUAGAUCAAAUCGCAGAAUUCAACCUACAUCAAGACUACUAGAAGGACUGCAAAGCUCGUUGAUCAUCUCAAAGAUUCCUUCUGUUUCACAUGACAAGGGCCACAGAAGUCAGAACCGGAAUGCCUCUAGAGGGAAUAACAAUGGUUAGGAGCAGCUCUGCAGAUGAUGGAUUCCAGUCUGGGGAUCGUCAAUUAUUGGAUGACCAGGCCAACAUGCUCGGGCGUAGUUGUGUAUAUUUAUCAUAGAGGAGGAUAAGCGUAGAGAUGAAAAUUCUUGCUUCCUUGAUUUCGGUCAGUCAUAAAAUGUAGUUGGUAGAUGUUUAUAGCCAUUUUAGUUUACAAAUUAUGGUUUCCGUAGGUGGUCUCUCACCCAGAUAGGUUGUAUAUGGAAAAUUAUCCAUUUAGUUUGGCUUGUAAUGCAAGGAAGGAUUUCAGAUGAUUAAUCGUAUAACCUGUUACUGUUUUGUCCAUUUGGAUAUUUAAUAUUAUGUCAUCUCAUUCGUCAACA